GAAACGCGUAAAAGUGCUCAAAUAUCCUGUUGAAAGUUAGGAAAAAGGAAGAAAAACAAAAAAAACAGUUUGUGACGAAGAAACGUGAAACCUAAACGGUUGAGCAGACAAGCGGACCACAAGUGUUAGUGAUACCUUCCCCCUAUUAUAGACUGACCAAACCAAAACCACCACACAAUAUUCCUUCCGGGGACAGAGAACGAAUAUCGAUUUCAGUGUCUACCUUAGAGAGUGUCGGGUAGAAGUACAUAAAGGUGUUGUACUAAGACUAAGCAUACAAAUUUGCCAAAGUGACAGAGUAGUAUUGCGAUACACGCACUUUGACUACGGGCCUGGAAGGUUGUGUGUGGGGAGGAAAACAACCCUAUUUAUCCGGAGGAGGAAAGUAACAUCACGAGCGAGAGAACGCCGCCUUUCCGGAAGAACAAUGCUGUGUGAUCAGUGCCAAUUAAGGUUAUGAGAGUUCAGAAGUCAAUCAAAACUGACGCACUACUAAGGCAGUAGUAGGCUGUGAAAGUGUGCGUUUGUGCGGUGUGCGUGACGGAACACAAAACAGAACAAUCACAGCAGGCCGCACGAUGAGCCAGCUCGUCGGAUCGCCGCUGACCAGUGCCUCGGCAACCGUUGUCGUGCCAACAGCAGCUUCCGGAGGAGGAGGUGGAUCCACAGCUUCGGCGUUCAGCUGUUGUCCCGGAAACGGAGAAAGUUCGUCGAUUGGAGAGGACUCGAUCGAGAUGAGUGACAGCCAGGGGAACAAUAAUACCAUGUACCAUAAUGGGUACCUGGAGGCGACGCAGGACUAUCACUUCCCGAAGCGACCUCCGGUGGACAUUGCCUUCCGGGACGUUCGGUACACGGUGAAGCGGUUCAACCUGGCCAAGGCGAAGUUUGAAAGCAAAGAAAUUCUCCACGGCCUCAACGGUUCCUUUAAUUCGGGCGAGCUGACGGCCAUCAUGGGCCCGUCGGGCUCGGGAAAAAGCACAUUGCUCAACAUUCUGGCCGAUUACGUCUCCGCCGGCGUAACCGGUCUGGUCCAGGUGAACGGCAAGAGCCGGGGUCAAAAUUCGCAAAGCUUCAAGAAGUUGUCCUGCUACAUCCAGCAGCACGACGCCCUGCGUCCCUUCCUAACGGUGAACGAAGCGAUGAGUUGUGCAACCCACCUCAAGCUGGGCUUCAGCAUCACGCGCGAGGAGAAGCAAAAACUGAUCCAGAAAAUCCUGUUUAUGCUGGGACUGGAGCAAAAGGGCAACACCCCGACGGGGGGACUCUCGGGCGGCCAGAAGAAGCGCCUUUCGAUCGCUCUGGAGAUGAUCUCGAACCCGCCGAUUCUGUUUCUGGAUGAGCCCACGACGGGCCUGGACAGUUCUUCGUGUACGCAGUGUAUUUCGUUGUUGAAGCGGCUGGCACAGGAGGGAAGGACGAUCGUUUGUACGAUUCAUACGCCGUCGGCGCUGUUGUUCGAGAUGUUUGAUCGGUUGUACACGAUAACGUCUGGGCACUGCUUCUACCAGGGACCGGUGCGGGAAUUGGUGCCGUUUUUGGGCAGUUUGGGAUACAACUGUCCCAGCUAUCACAAUCCUGCGGAUUUCAUGAUGGAGAUCGCCGUCGGUGAGUACGGCGCCGACGUGGGCAAGGUGAUCAAGGCGGCCCUCAAGAAGUACUACGAAAUGAGCAGCGAAUGCAUCAAGCUGGAUCCCAUCUUUGACGAUAAUGUGAAAAUCACGGAAUACAACGCGGAAAAGGCCUCCGCCAAGGAGCUGGAACUGCUCCAGCUCAAGGACACCCCCGGCGGAGACAAGCUGAACUUGAACCUAGACGGCGUUGGCAAGGUCGGCGAUGCCCUCUGUCCGGAGAUCCACGACACGACGCGGCCGGCGUCGCUCGUGAUGCAGUUCCUGCUGCUGCUGUACCGGAGCUUGCUGCAGUUGCGGAGGAAUUAUUUCCUACUGUUUGUUCGCCUAUUUGCUCACGCUUCGGUGGCAACCCUGUUCGGCUACAUCUACCAGGGGGUUGGCCCCAACGCAAACCAGGUCCUGGCCAACUAUGUCUACCUGUACGGUUCAAUGCUGAUGAUGGUCUACACCGGGAAAAUGGCCGUCGUGCUGUCAUUCCAACUCGAAAUGGAAUCGCUAACUCGAGAGCACUUCAACCGGUGGUACAAGCUGGGUCCCUACUUUCUAUCCGUGCUGGUCAUCGAAAUCCCCGUCCAGAUUGCCUGCUCGCUGAUCUACGUCGUGAUCAGUUACCACCUGACCGGGAACUACCACACGAUGGAGCGGUUCCUGCUGUUUGCCCUGUUCUGCCUUGCGGGUUCGAUUUCGGCCCAAGCGUGGGGCUUCUUCGUGGGGGCAACGCUGUCCGUUAAGCUCGCCGUCUUCGUCGGUCCCAUCCUGGCGGUCCUGUUCUCGGUGUUUGGCUUCUGCACCCGCUACUCGGACAUUACGCCCAUCUUCAAGUGGAUGUGGCACAUUAGCUACUUCCGGGCGGCUUUCCACGGCAUCCUGAACUCCGCCUACGGAAUGCACCGCGAGGAUCUGCACUGCCCGGAGACUACGAUUUACUGUCACUUUAAGAACCCGGUGCUGUUCCAGAAGGACAUGGACAUCGAGCACGUGGACAUGGAGCAGAACCUGGUGCUGAUCGGGUCGAUUAUCAUUACGAUGUACAUUGGGACGGUGUUUGUGCUGUGGUACAAGCUGAAUAAGCGAGCAGUCUCUGUUUCAAGAAGUGAAAGUUCGUCGUCCGAAGUCCGACGACGGUCGACGAAAAUGGCAGAAUCGUACGAGAUGAGUAACGGAGGUGGAGGAGGUAGUGUCAUGUUAGAAAUGCACGAGCAACUCGAUGAAGAACCUGCUUCGCAAAAGCAGCAAGGAGUAGGGAAGUUGGUGCAGAAGCGGCCCCAAACACUUGGGCUGGAACCGCUGAAGAUGCCGGUGUAUCCGCCCGGGUACGAGCACAGUCCGAGUUUGGGAGGAGCGUCGACGGCGUCGUCGCUGGCGGCGGCCAGAUUGAUCAAGCCGGUUACGAUCGGAUUCAAGAAUCUGUCGUACUCGGUGCGGACGGGGAUUUUUAGGAAAGGCCGUGACAUCUUAAGGAAUAUCAACGGCGAGUUCCGAGCUGGUGAGCUGACGGCCAUCAUGGGACCUUCUGGGGCAGGGAAGAGUACGCUGCUGGACAUACUGGCCGGGUACACCGAUAGCGAGUACACCGGCGAGAUUCUGAUCAACAAGCAGCAGCGCGAGCUGAAGCGGUUCCGGCGCCAGUCCGCGUACAUCAUGCAGGACCACGACCUGCAGCCGCACCUGACCGUCCUGGAGGCCAUGCACUUUUCGGCCAAUCUCAAAAUCGGCGCCGAGCUGAGCCCCGCCAGCAAGAAGAUAAGGAUGAACGAAAUCCUGUGCGCAAUCGGGUUGCAGGAGCACAAAAAGACGCGUACCUCCAAGCUGUCCGGUGGCCAGAAGAAGCGCCUCGCGAUCGCCCUCGAGAUCGUCAACAACCCGCCGGUGAUGUUCUUCGACGAACCGACCAGCGGCCUGGACAACUCCACGUCGAAAAAGUGCGUCGAACUGCUGAAGCAGCUGGCACGCGAGGGUCGGACGAUCAUCUGUACGAUCCACCAGCCGUCGGCGCUGCUGCUGAACAUGUUCGACCAUCUGUUUACGGUGGCCGAGGGUCAAUGCAUUUUCACCGGUACCGCCGCCAACAUUGUGCCAUUCCUGCGCGAGGUGGACAUUAUCUGUCCGGAGCACUACAGUCCGUCGGAUUUCCUCCUGGAAAUUGCCACCCACGACUACGGCCCCCAAAGUGAACACCUAGUAGCAAAAACGGAAAACGGUCGCAGCACGUCCUACCGGAACCGGGAAGCGUUCACCCCGUUCCUACUCCCGAUCAUGGAGUCCCCAAUUUCACCCGAUCUCCCAUCGCCACCACCCACCCAAACCAAGGACGCCAACGGAGGAGGUCUGCUGACGAGCACCUCCUCCCCGCUGGACAAACCAAAGAAGCUCGCCAAAAAGUUGUCCUUUAAUCCGGAAAAGUGGUGCGGCCGGGACGAGAUCUACACGACCAGCUUUUGCCGGCAGUUUUACCUGCUGCUGCUGAGGACGUUUCUCAUUCUGAGCCGGGAUCGGUCGCUGAUGACGAUGAGGUUCAUCAUUCACUGUACGAUCGCGCCGCUGAUUGGGAUGUUGUACUUUGGGAUUGGCAAUCAGGCGGCGCACAUUUUCAACAACUUUAACUACGUGUUCUUCUCGAUCAUGUUUCUGAUGUUUACGGCGUUCAGCUCGAUGACGAUGGCAUUCCCCCUGGAGCUCCCGAUCAUCACCCGAGAACACUUCAACCGGUGGUACUCACUGCGGGCGUACUACAUCGCCAUGACCAUCGCGGACAUCCCCAUCCAGGCCCUCUGUACCGUAACCUACAUCGUAAUCACGUACUACAUGACGGCCCAACCACCGGAACCCUACCGAAUGGGCCUCUUCACGUUGAUCUGCCUGAUGGUCGCAUGGGUUGCCCAAGGACUUGGUCUGUUGGUGGCUUCACUGUUUAAUGUUAAGAAUGGCGCCAUCUUUGGACCGUUCUUCAUCUGUCCGUUCCUGAUCUUCUCCGGGUUCUUCAUCCACCUGAACGACGCCCACCCGUGGAUGCAUUGGCUGUUUCACGUGUCCUUUUUGAAGUAUGCCCUCCAGGGAGCUACGGUGGCCAUCUUUGGCUAUGAUCGGCCAAAGCUGGACUGCGACGAGACGUACUGCCACUUUGUGCUGCCGAAGAAGUUCCUGCAGGAGAUCGACAUGGUGCGGGCGGAUUUCGUCGAGGCUGUGAUUGCGCUGUUGGUGAUCUUCUUCGUGUUUCGCGUGGCCGCGUUCUACGUGAUGCAGUACCGGUUGAGGAACAAGAAUUAAAAAAUGAUAUCAAAGUCGAAGUCGGACAUUCCUGGUUUUCCGCAUUGUAAUCGUAAUCAGCAUCGUAUGAGCUGUUCAGAACAGCUGUUAGAUAGGCCCCACUCCUUUCCGUUAUCAACCUUUAUGCAUGUGAAUAGUCGAUUGUGUUUAGCCUUAGUGACCUAGUGUCUGAAGUGUAAGAGUAUAAUCGUAUCGUAAUCGGAAUGAUAGCCGCAAAUUGUGAUUGAAAUGGUUUGUCACUUGAUUUUACUAAUCAAGUGACAAACCAUUUCCGAAAUAGAGAAAAAAAAAGUCAAUCGUUGCGAAGGGAACAAAUUAGAGUAGUUGUAAAAUGUGUGAUUUUCUAAUAAAACAAAAUAACGCAAGAGUCAAUCAGUUGUUGGAUCGAAUGAAGUAAACUCGAUUUUUAGAACAAUUAUAAAGUACGGUAACUAGUUGUUAAUGCUAUGAUAUAUUGGGAUUCAAAUGCGAUAAACAAGACGAAUAAAUGUGUUCUAUAGUAAAAAUAAA
Messenger RNA from Culex pipiens pallens (northern house mosquito), 5411 nucleotides. RefSeq names its product ABC transporter G family member 5-like. The record is from RefSeq and is a predicted model, not a curated record. Bases 579 to 4901 code for a protein of 1440 amino acids. Gene Ontology annotation, molecular function: ABC-type transporter activity; ATP hydrolysis activity; ATP binding. Gene Ontology annotation, cellular component: plasma membrane. The transcript has 17 exons. Lineage: Eukaryota; Metazoa; Arthropoda; Insecta; Diptera; Culicidae.